UAUUGACUGUGUAGAAAGACUUGUUUUUUCUUCCUGGGUUAAAUAGUGUUUGUUUCGGCAUAAAUUAAUAAAAUUGAACAAAUGCACGUCCAAAGCACACAGUGGUCUCAGGCAGUGAUAACGUAACGGCGGAAAAUAAACUUAUUUCGAGUAUUUGUUCUACGUACAGUAUAUACAAAUAUAAUAUACACAUACAUAUUUGAAAUGUGCAUGUAAUUUUUUUAAUAAAAAAAGGUUAACAGUAAAAAAUAAAACUACAACCCUAAAACAAGUUCAAACAAAUAAAACCACACAACGCAAAUAGAUAGCGAAAGUAGUACAACUGUUACCAACAUACAUAUAUUGCUCUCCAAAAAUAAAAAUGUGAAAAAGAAAAAAACGCGGAAUACGUGUCAAGCGAACUACAUACGUUCAACCUUACAGUAAACCCUCUGCUCUUCGGAGGGAGGAACUACCCUUAGAUCUCAAUAAAAAAAAUCAAGGGUGACAGCUGAAUCAUGCAGCCGUCAAAGUUGCUUGGACAGCGCCGAUCUGCAAGCUAUGUGUGUAUUUAAUUUAUAUAUACAAGUAAACACAAUAUAUUAAUUCAUAUACAUACAUAUGUAUGUAAAUUUCAAUAUAAAUUGUACAAAUUAUAAUUGCAAAUAUUUUGCAAAAUUUUCUCAAAUCAAAUCAAAAAAGUUUACGGAAUUUGGUGCGCUGUGCUAAUAUAAUAAAAUUAAUAAUGGACAGCUCAAUGGCUUUGGGUGUUUUUCGUAAUUUAACCACGGUCAAUAGUGCUGCUACUGUUAGCGACAUGGAUAUGGAAGAUAUGGACACCAUGUUUAAAUCAUCCACAAUACAGACCAUUAUGGAUAUCGACACAACCACUGCAACCAGCACCACAACAGCUGCACCGGAACCAUCGGUGUCGAUGAAUAAUUUCUAUCCUGCUUUAGUACAAUGUUUCGGCAUUAUCAUUUGUGGUUACAUAGCGGGCCGUUUCAAAAUCAUCUCAAAUUCGGAAACUAAGGGCCUUGGCACAUUCGUGGGCACAUUUGCAUUGCCGUCGUUGAUUUUUCUCUCGCUGGUCGAGCUUGAUUGGAGUACAGUGAAUUGGAGUUUUCUGCUCGCAAUGGCGCUAUCCAAGUCGAUUGUAUUCUUUGCUGUGCUUGUCAUCUCACUGCUCAUAACACGACCACUCAAUUAUGCGCGUGCCGGUGUGCUUAGUAUUUUCUGUACACAGAGUAAUGACUUUGCAAUUGGAUAUCCAAUUGUAAUGGCCCUGUACAAAGAUGUACAUCCGGAAUAUGCUUCCUAUCUGUAUUUGAUGGCACCCAUUUCACUGGCCGUACUCAAUCCUAUCGGUCUGGUGUUAAUGGAAAUCUCCAAAAUAAUGCAAACCAAAGCAGAGGCGGCACAAGUAACGCCCAUCUGCCCGGAUAAUUGCCCGGCAGAGCAGCUGACAAAGCGCACACGCUGUUUGGGCGAAAAGCAACUGUUGGUUUUACACACAAUCAAAUCGCUUUUCUUCAAUCCAAUGCUACUCAUGACGCUGUUGGGCGUUGGUGGCGCUUUUGUCUUUCCAAAUGGUCUACCCGAAAUGCUUGCAAGCGUUUUACGCGUUUUUGGUCAAUCUUUUUCGGCGACAGCGCUCUUUCUGUUGGGUUUGAAAAUUGUUGGUCAAGGUGGCUCAUUACGUGGUGCAGGCUUUUUACUACCCGGCAUUUUGAUAUUGGUUAAAAUUUUGGUAUUGCCAUUAGUGUGCCGUCAAACGGUCAACAUCAUGCAAGCGGGCACAGAUUUCAAUGAUACAACAGAGCUAAGCACUUUUGGCUUUUUAUAUGGUACAUUUCCGGCCGCACCGGGCGCAUUUGUUAUUGCCACACAAUAUAAUAUCGAAGUGGAGUUGGUCGCUACAGGCAUGGUGCUCUGCACUUUCAUCUCUGCGCCGCUAAUGUUCAUCUCAGCUAAAAUGAUUUCAUUAACAAAUUUGAAUCCAGUAGAUUAUAUACACGAACUGGAUAUAUUCUCCUUUGAUAUAAGUGUGGCUGGCGUGGCGGCGGCGCUUUGGGUGCUCAUACUCUUGAUUGUCACAAAACGCUUCAGACGUAUGCCUCAUCGCAUCACUUUUUGUUUGGUGCUCUCACAAAUGAUGUGUUGCAUGGCUAUAAUAAUUUGGGCUAAAUUCGAACAUGUCGAGAAAUGGUUGAUAUAUCUGCAAUUUUUCCUCUACAAUAUGGGCACGUUUAGCAGCCGUUUAUGGACUGCAAUAUUGGCGAUUUCAUUACUCUUCCUGCAGUGUCGUAGCUUGUGUUUUGUGCUCAAUAUGUGGCCGUAUAUGAUUGCUUUUGCCUGGGGUGUACCUGCUUUAAUAUCCGGUUUAUUAAUUGCCUUGGAUAGUAAGAUUUUAUCACCGGAUAAACACAAUCCCUGCUUUCAAUAUGGCACAGCGCAGGCUGCAGUCACUGUAUUUAUGCUUGUCAUGUGCUUCUUUGUAACUGUCGGCUGCUUGGUGAUGCAUCAACGCUACAAAAAACGUUAUGAGAAAUACUUGACAUAUACAAGAGAGUUAUCCAAUCCAGAUUCGGAACCUUCUGAACUACAAUCGACCAUAUCGACUGCGAAUUUGCUCACAAAUACCGAUGGCGCACGUCUCUCGAAUGGCAGCGUACCGGCACAGCGUCGUCGCUAUGGUUCGUACUCUUCGUCGGAUGACGAUGACGUCAUUUCAACAGCAGAUAAUGGCCCGAACACAAUUACAGGCGGCUGUAGUGGUGGCAAUGGCACAUGUUGCUCCAGCACUACCAGUCCGGCAACUACAACUGUUGUUGUAGACAUUGAAGACCUACUGGGACGUCGUGAUGCCGCUGCAAAGAAUGCUGCAGAUAGCUCGGUGCGUCAAAGAACCAUCGAUACAGCAACGACGCCGUCAACAGAUCAAUUUGAGGAUGAAAAUCUUGGCAUACGUUCGGGUAUUUGCAGUCCUGCUUUCAACUGUGGCGCUGGCACUUCACGUCAAAAUUGUCAAUCUAUCAUCGAACGUUAUCAAGAUCAGACACGUAGUGGCUUAGAACCAUUGGAAUAUGCCAACGAUGCUGAUGAAUAUCAGACUUUGAGGCAUACAGUAUUGCUGAUCCUUCUGCUCUGUUCAAUGUUUGUAGGCCUUUCUGUGUCGAUUUGGACGCUGGUGAUGGAUGGCAUGUCUGGCAUCUAUCUGGAAUUGAGUUUUCUCGAUGCUUUCUUAAAUUUCGGUCAAAGCUUAAUCGUGUUAGCUCUCUUUAUCACUGAUACCAGCGAGUUGUUGACGCCGUUUGUGAAGAUUUGGCGCAAAAUAUGGUAUGGUGCUAAUGUUCUCACUUUGCCCUUGUGGUCCAGUCUCAGUCCGGAAACGAAGCAUAUUUGUGAACAAUUCCGUAAUCAUCAUUUGGAGAAUUGCAAGAAAGAUAUUGCCAAGGAUAGAAGAUGGCGCAUUAGAGUUUACCGCAAAGUAUUUUACGGCACCGAAUUCGUAGAUUGGCUAAUCGAAGUUGGUCUAGCCAAGGAUCGUCUGGAGGCUGUGCAUUAUGCUAGACAUUUGGUGGAUGGACGUGUUUUGCGGCAUAUAAACAAUGUUUAUCACUUUGAAGAUAAACAACUACUCUAUAAUUUCUGUGCACGCUUGUAAAUUAUUACAACAACAAUCAAUACGAUAUAAAAAAACUAAAUGCUAUAUACGUACAUACAUAUCUACGUAUAAAGGAAUUUGUACCCCCGAUCGAAUUGAGCUUGCGAUUUAGAGCUUAAUACCUAAUAGCACGUAGUACUGUAACGAAGACAUAAUAAAACCGUUAGACGUGGUGCUGUGAUGCGUGUCAAAUGUUUUAAUAUUAUAUAAGUUCACAUAAGUACACAAGAUAUAUACAUUAGUAUAUGUAUAUUAUAAUUAUUAAACAAUUUAAUUGUAUAUAUUUUUUGAUGUUGAAAGUUACUGGCGUAAGCAGCCAUUUGCGUGAUUAACUUGACCGCAAUAUAAGUAAAUAUCUUAAUUCAUAAUUGAUUUACUACAUUAUAUGUCAAUUGCGGUUCAAUAUAGAAUUUUAAUAAAAAUUAAAAUUAUAUAUUAUAUGUAUAUAACUAGUCGUUCUAGUUUUUAAUUAUUAUUUAAAAAUCAUAUCACAAAGAAUUAUUAGCUUUCGAUUAAUUUUAAAUUAAUUGUUUAAUUUUUAAGUAUUUUAAUUUAGUUCAUAUUUUUAUUUGUGCAAAAAUUUUCAUAUACAUAUAUUUAAUUUUUGAUGUUUUGUACAUCUGUAUGUGUUUGUACACGCUAUACCAAAUAUCUAAUGUAAAUUAGGGAAUUACAGACAUACAUAUAUAGUAUGUGUAUAGGUUAAGUACGAAUAAGUGAUGCGUAUUUACAUAAAUCGAGUAGAAAAUGCAAAAGAAAAUUAUAAUAUGAAAACCAAUUGCUUAGCAUGUAGGUUUGUAUAACGAUGGAUUGUGAUUGCUUUUAAGCAUUAUUUUUGUAUGUCUUUUAAUUUGCAAGCGCAUGAGCAGCUAUUAUGAAAGUAUCAGGAAAAAAAACAUAGUUUUAUAAAGCAUUAAAAUUCAUAUAAAAUUAUACAAUAAAUUUGCUAUGGUCACAAAGAAGCUGAGAAAAUGUC
Molecule: messenger RNA, 4622 nt
Organism: Ceratitis capitata (Mediterranean fruit fly)
Lineage: Eukaryota; Metazoa; Arthropoda; Insecta; Diptera; Tephritidae
Gene: anchor
Product: integral membrane protein GPR155
Exons: 12
Coding region: 725-3646 (973 amino acids)
Biological process (GO): transmembrane transport; intracellular signal transduction
Cellular component (GO): membrane
Source: RefSeq, a predicted model, not a curated record